AGACACUGGGAGACCUGGCCCUACACUCCUUGCUUCACGAGGCAGGCAGGAACAGGCUGAAAAUAGAAACUGCUUCCAAAACGAUAAAGGGGAUGACUCCAGCAGAGCACCCCACUCCUUUGAAGAGCUCAGAGAAAGAUGUCAGACCAGUCUCUUCCUAUAGCAACACCCCCUACCCAGAAGCCCCCUCGGAUCAUCCGUCCCCGUCCCCCCUCUAGACCUCGGGCUGCCCAGUCCCCAGGGCCCCCCCACAAUGGCUCUUCUCCGCAAGAACUUCCUGUCACCUCCAAUGAUGUACCAACCCCAAUGUGCACCCCCAUCUUCUGGGAACCCCCAGCCUCUUCCCUCAAGCCUCCUGCCCUUCUGCCCCCUUCAGCUUCUAAAGCCAGCCUCGACUCCCAGACUUCCCCAGACUCACCUUCCAGCUCCCCCAGUCCAGUGUCUCGGCGCUCCAUCUCCCCAGAACCUGCUCCCAGGUCUCCAGUCCCCCCACCUAAACCCUCCGGCUCCCCCUGCACACCUCUGCCCCUACCCCACACAGCCUCCCAGGUCCCCACCCAGGAUGGCUCUGCCUCUGCCCCAGGCACUGUGCGGAGACUGGCUGGCAGGUUUGAGUGGGGGGCUGAAGGCAGGGGCCAGGCUGCUGAUGUCCUGGAGCCAGCUCCCCAAGGGAGAGUGGAUGUGAAUGGGGAGAGAGACACUCCCCAGGGCAUCCUCACCAGAAGGGGGUCCCAGGAGAAUGGCGCUCAGGGUGCUGCCCAGGCCUGCCCUCCCUGCUGUCCCUGUGUCUGCCAUGUAGCCCGGCCAGGCCUGGAGCUCCGAUGGGUCCCUGUGGGGGGCUGUGAGGACGGUCCCAGGGCCCCCUGCCGAGCCUCCCCUCUUCGGACCUCCCGCUCCCGCCCCAACCCUCCCAGCACCAGUCACCACUCAGUGGUCCUCACAUCCUACCGCUCCACGGCUGAGCGCAAACUCCUGCCACCACUCAAACCCCCGAAACCCACUCGGGUCAGGCAGGAUGCCAACAUCUCUGGGGAUCCCCCACAGCCAGUUCUCGAUUUGCCCUCUGAAGAUGGAAUCCAAACAGGAAACAGACCAGAUGAAGCUCCUCAGAACGCCCCUCCAGCAACCGUGGAGGGCAGGGAUGAUGGGGUGCCGGAGGAGCUGAAGGGUCAGAACUGGGAGCUGCCCCUGCAGGAUGAACCCCUGUACCAGACCUACCGAGCAGCCGUGCUGUCAGAGGAGCUGUGGGGGGUCAGUGAGGAUGGCAGUCCCUCUCCAACCAGUCCCGGAGAAGCUCCCACCUUCCCCCGGCCCCCUGGACCUCGAAACACUCUGUGGCAGGAGCUUCCAGCUGUGCGAGCCAGUGGCCUCCUGGACACUCUCAGCGCCCAGGAGAAGCGCAUGCAGGAGAGCCUGUUUGAGGUGGUGACAUCCGAGGCCUCCUACCUGCGCUCCCUGCGGCUGCUGACUGAUACCUUUGUGCUGAGCCAGGCUCUCCGGGACACGCUCACCCCCCGGGAUCACCACACCCUCUUCUCCAAUGUGCAGAGAGUCCAGGAAGUCAGUGAGCGGUUUCUAGGGACAUUACUGUCCCGUGUACGCUCUUCCCCCCACAUCAACGACCUUUGUGACAUAGUGCAUGCCCAUGCUGUGGGUCCUUUCUCGGUGUAUGUGGAUUACGUGCGGAACCAGCAGUAUCAGGAGGAGACCUACAGCCGCCUUAUGGACACAAAUGUGCGCUUCUCUGCGGAGCUGCGUCGGCUGCAGAGCCUCCCCAAAUGUGAGCGCCUUCCACUGCCGUCCUUCCUGCUGCUGCCCUUUCAGCGCAUCACACGGCUCCGCAUGCUGCUGCAGAAUAUCCUGCACCAGACAGAGGAGGGGUCCAGCCGCCAGGAUAAUGCUCAGAAGGCCCUGGGUGCUAUCAGCAAGAUCAUUGAGCGUUGCAGUGCUGAGGUGGGACGCAUGAAGCAGACUGAGGAGCUGAUCCGGCUCACCCAGAGGCUGCGCUUCCACAAAGUCAAGGCCCUGCCCCUGGUCUCUUGGUCAAGGCGCCUGGAGUUGCAAGGGGAGCUGACGGAGUUAGGGUGCCGGAGGGGGGGCGUGCUCUUCACCUCACGCCCCCGCUUCACUCCCCUCUGCCUGCUGCUCUUUAGUGACCUGCUGCUCAUCACUCAGCCCAAGAGUGGGCAGCGACUACAGGUUCUGGACUAUGCCCAUCGCUCCCUAGUCCAGGCCCAGCAGGUUCCGGACCCAUCUGGACCCCCUACAUUCCGCCUCUCCCUUCUCAGCAACCACCAGGGCCGCCCCACUCACCGGCUACUCCAAGCUUCGUCCCUAUCAGACAUGCAGCGCUGGCUGGGAGCUUUCCCCACCCCUGGCCCCCUUCCCUGCUCCCCGGACACCAUCUAUGAGGACUGUGACUGUUCCCAGGAUCUGUGUUCAGAGCCUUAUGUACCAGCCAAGGCUGAGGCACAGAGUCCAGAGUCCCGGGCUCCCACAAAGCACCUGCACAAGAGCCCUGAAGGCUGGCUGAAGGGGCUUCCUGGGGCCUUCCCUGCCCAGCUGGUGUGCGAAGUCACAGGGGAGCAUGAAAGGAGAAGGCACCUUCGCCAGCACCAGAGGCUCCUUGAGGCUGUUGGGCCCUCUUCAGGAACCCCCAGUGCUCCCUAACCCUAAUGCAGGCUGCAGAGUGGGCACAGGCUGGGACAGCUGGCAGUGUGGCAAAGCUCAUCCAUCUAUUGAAUUCACUGUCAGUGGAAACACUACCUCUAGUGGCAACCAAUAGGGACCAAGCUUCAUGACAAGACAGCCAAUGAGAACAGGGUUGUCUGAGCCGGACAGAAUGAGGAUGGUUUGAGUGUGUUGCCAAUGGAGACAAAGGCUUAGUGCAGAGCUGUUAAUAGGCGUGGAGCUGGCUGAGUCCCUGGCCAGUGAGUAUUCCCACUAUGCUCACAGCCUAGGAAAAUGAAGGUAGAUGGAUGCAGUUAAAAAGGGCUGCAUUGGAGAUUAGGAUUAGGGUAAGGAUUGAGAUAGCUAACGGCAACGAGCAGGGACCCAUUCAGCCUCAGAAGAUGGUGAUCUGGACCCAAGAGAUCAGAAGUGACCCUGCUUGGUUCUACAGUAACCACUCCUGCCCUUUGAACCUACAAAGUAUUAGAUUCCAUUCUCAGGGUGCCUCAUUAGUCCUCUCAGGCCACUUUUUCUCUUCUCGAAGAAUCCAGAGAGUCUGUGAGUGUGUGUGCAUGUGUGCAUGUCUCCGCUGAAUGUGGUGUGUGUAUGAUCUUGCCCCCUCCCAGAUGACUGAGUGCCCCGUUUCUUCCCCCAGCCCCCAUGUUAACUGUUAUUCUCUCUGGGAAAGACUCUAGGUCUGAGGGCCAAAGGAGAAUGGGCUGAGCAUGGCUUGGCAGCCAGAGGCCAGAACUGGAGAUGAGAGUCCCGGGAUCUGGGUCUUUUAGAGGCCAGAGUCCCUGGCAAGUAGAGGGUGAUGUUAUGGGUAGACAAGCAGCCUGGCGGAGGAGCCCAAGGGACUGAAGAUGGCCAGUAGCUGGGGCCCGAGGCCCCGUGAAGCUCACAAUCCCUUCUCCUUGCCCCAAAGCUUGGGGUCCAUAACCUCUGCCUGGAAAGCCCCAACCAAACUAUAAUCAGGCAUCCAGCCUCAGCCUUGGACAUCAGACUCUGGACCUCAAGUUUGGAUGAAGAAACAGAAGCUGUGGAUCAUGGGCCAUCUGGUGAGCCUCCUGGACUUUCUCGCCUUCGUUGGUUCCUCUCAUUAGAAACACAGCGCCAAGCAGUGGCAGAGAAUGGAGAGCAAUGUUGCUGUUCAAUCCCAUCCAGAGGGUCUGCUUCCAGAAGAGAAACUGCCCCCACAUGAUGCCAACAGGAGGCAAGGGACCAAGAGAGAGUGGAGCAGACAGUUGCUGGCAAGUGGGGCCCAGCCCUGGCACAAGGUCUUUCCUGAGCUAGGCCACCACACCUUCCCUUCAGCUCAUACAUAGGAGCUUGCUCAGGACAGAAACUGCCAUGCCGACCACGGGAGGUGCAGGGACUCUAGGAGACUCACAAAGAGAAAGGCACCAGCAUUUGGCAUGCUCAUGACGUUUGGAGAUUCACCUCGCACAGUGCCUGGCAUAUGAGAAACCCUCAAUAAAUGUUGGUGGAGCUGUAUUGGGGCUCUUCAGGGGACUGUGUGCUUAAAGAAGCAGUGGUUUCCAAAUGUGUCUUAUAAGGUGGGCGGGGCUUGUUAGAAAGGGAUUCUUUGAGAGCAGAGAUGGGUUCUGCUGGGAGCAGGGCUUGGAGACUAGGUGCAAGGCCCCAGUGUGUCAGCCCACUCGUACCUGCACAGGGAUCCAAGGCUGUGCUGGGGGUGAAUUUGCAGAUGCUGGAGUGUGGGGCUCCUGCAGGCUGGGGAAGAAAACAGGGCAGGGCCAGUUAUGGCUGGGGCUCCAGCAGGAGAUGAAGAUGCAGAGAGCAGAACAAAAAGGGCAGUCAGUUGGCAAUAAAGGUCUU
Messenger RNA from Phyllostomus hastatus (greater spear-nosed bat), 4506 nucleotides. It is a transcript of the gene ARHGEF15, whose product is annotated as Rho guanine nucleotide exchange factor 15. The record is from RefSeq and is a predicted model, not a curated record. Gene Ontology annotation, biological process: activation of GTPase activity. NCBI's taxonomy places the organism in Eukaryota, Metazoa, Chordata, Mammalia, Chiroptera, Phyllostomidae. The transcript has 16 exons. The coding region runs from base 139 to 2670 and encodes 843 amino acids. Gene Ontology annotation, molecular function: guanyl-nucleotide exchange factor activity.